AUGACGAGCGGGCUUAGUGGCCGCUCCAAGGACGGCGUCCCAACCUGGGACGGGAGUGCGAGUACUUUUCAAGCUUAUGAGGAGCAAGUGCUUGUGUGGGAGCAGGGAGUCAAGUAUGAAAACCGCUACCUAUGUGGACCGCGACUGUGCGGAGAACUUUCAGGAGCUGCCCAGCGAAUGAUUGUGGGCAAACCGCCUACAUGGGUUUCAUUCAAUGGGGGCGUGGCAGUGUUUCUGCGACACCUUCGGCAGAGCCUGGGCCGACCGCAGAUUCCUGAGGCCACCGAGUUCCUGAACAAGUACUUCCGGAACAGUCGCCGCCGCGUCGGCGAGGGAAUCAAUGACUAUAUCACGAGGAAGACAGAAACUUACUGGCGAGCCUGCCAGGCCUUGAAGCGAGUGAUGAGUCGGAAGCCUCCUCCAACGACUACGGCAACCCCGCCAUCGACCUCUACGUCCUCCUGUCGGAGAUCAAGCUGGGCGUCUACUACAUCCAAUGGAACAGGAGCCGAAGGUGAUGGCGAGAACGAGGAGGCCCGGGACGAGCACGCGACCGACGAGGCCUGGACCCGAACUUCCUCUACAUGGUCUUCAUGGAGUUGGGGAAGCUACAGGUGGGAUUACUACCCCAGCUACUCCUCUUGGGACUGGUGCCAGCGCGCCGAGACCCCCGCAGCCGUGGAGGAGCAAGUGGAAAUCCUUCCCGAGUUCGUGCAGGCCUGGUACCUCCUGGCAGAUGCUGGGCUCACGACCUACGAGCGGAACUUGAUCCAUACGGCGGUGGCGGGAGACUACACGCUGUCACGAGUGUCGCAUGAACUGCGAACCCAACAUGGAGACCACGACCAUCGUCGCAAGGAGUCACACGUGCAGGCCUACCUCGGCGAGGAGUUGGGGGAGAUCGCCGAGGAGGAGUUCGAGGAUGAGAAUGAGCACUUCCACGACGACCUGAACGACAACCUCGACGAGGAAGGAUCAGCCCUAUGGGUGGAGAACCAGAACGAGAUCAACAGCGCGUGUGCAGUUCUUCGCGACGCUCGGAGAACAUUGAAGGCGGCCAGGGAGAAACAACACCAGGUUAAGAUGGCCAGGAAGUACUACAUGCCUCGUGACAAGGACGGGUCCAGCCGGCCCCGAGAUGAUUCUGGCAUGACCUGCCUGAAGUGUGGACGUGUCGGACAUCGUGCAAGGAACUGCCCGAACAAGGCGAAGGACCAGAACGAGGCCAGCUCCUCCAAGCAGAUGGCGCCUUUCGUGCGCUACGCCCAGACCACCGAGGACGCCAUGUCAGCAGGCCCGACAACGCAGGAUGCCGUGGCCGCAGGUUGCUGCGUCAUUGAUGGAGGAGCUACCAAGACACUAGGGUCGGUGCAGGCCUUGGAGAAGCUGUUCCAGCGCAACAUCGAGAAGUACGGAGAAGACCGAGUCCAGAAGGUGGAUCUUUUCGAGCGACCUGUGUUCGGGUUUGGCAAUUCAACCGAGGGCCAGUGCGUUUCCACCAUCCACCUCGGUGUGAACGCCGACAACAAGCCGGGCCAGAUCACUGUGCACGCGCUAGACGAGGGCGAAGGCCCCGUGCUCUUCUCGAUUGACGCCCUUCGCAAGCUGGACGCCCUGAUCGACUUUCGCCGAGACUUGGCAGUGUUUCGCGAGCUUGACCCUUGCAAGGUGAUUUCCCUGAAGCGGUCCCAAACGGGACAUCAACUCCUGGAUUUGACAGCAGAUCUUUUUGCGAAUGCCCGAGGAACCAACAAACCGGUUCCCUCGUUAGAUACGUCCUCCUUCCUCAGCGACUCCAAGCGGCAAGCCAUGAUGCGGAUGAACAAGGCCCAGCUCCAGGAUGCGAUCCGCGCCCGAGGCGAGGAACCCCCACGAGAGUGGAGCAACGUGGAGUUGAGAGACAGGCUGACCGAGCUCAUGGAGUUGAAUGGAGAAACGACCUCGGGCACGAAGAAAACGGAUCUUCGUCAGUGGAUCACCGAGCUGAACAAGAACAGCAAGAAGAAGGAGUUGCUGAAGACCUUCUGCGAGUGGUCCACGCUGACCUACGGCCAGCUGCGUCGCGAGCAGCCGGCAUAUGCGACUUGGGUCCAGGAAACUCUCCUGGAAGGAGGCGAGAGCUGCGAUUACCGGCUCAGUCGCCUCGGCAACUGGCUGAUGAACCAGCCGGACGAGGAGACCAUGGAGGUGCCCGAGAAGAUGCCGACAACGACGAUAGAGCCAGCCUAUGUGAAGCCCAAGGCCAAGGCCAAGAGCAUGACGAUGGAGUACACCGGGGGCAAAGGCUACGGUGCAAAGACC
This is a messenger RNA of Symbiodinium necroappetens, 2301 nucleotides long. The record is from the annotation of a GenBank genome assembly. NCBI's taxonomy places the organism in Eukaryota, Dinophyceae, Suessiales, Symbiodiniaceae.